Lactuca saligna is the source of this 1003-nucleotide messenger RNA. NCBI's taxonomy places the organism in Eukaryota, Viridiplantae, Streptophyta, Magnoliopsida, Asterales, Asteraceae. The record is from the annotation of a GenBank genome assembly.
CUAGCAGCCAAAAAUCGACAUCCUUUCUUUGCCAUCCAAAAACCCUCAAACAACAAUGUUGAUAAUUUAAGCCAAAGAAUCCGCCUCCAUCUCCUCCUCAUGUCUUCUUCUCUCCAUUGACGAGUUUCAGACAAACCUUUUUCAAGAUUUCUUCGAGUUUUCCUCUUCUUACUGGACAUGGCUUUAGACCCAACUUCCUGUUUGAUGAUUGAUGACGACAUUCUGAACUUUUCUUUGGAUGGUGAAGACGAAGACCUAGACGAUAAACACAACACCACCAAACCCCCUUCUUCUUCCAUGGACUUUUCAAAAACUAACAGUCAAGAACCAGAUGAUUGCAGCGGUUCAUUUCCUGAAUUUGCAGAAGAAGAACUUGAAUGGUUGUCAAACAAGGAUGCAUUUCCCGCACUUGAAACAUGUUUUGACAUUAUCACAAAUCCAAACCCAAACCCGAUUGUCAUGGUGGUUGAUCACCUGAGCCCAGUUUCUGUUCUUGAAAACAGCGCCAGUAGCAGCCAUAGCAACACCAACAGCAACAGCAACAGCACCAUUACAAACUGUUGUGGCAGCCUUCAUGUUCCAAUAAGUUAUCCGGUCAAAAAGCGGUCAAAGCGCAGGCGAAAAAGAAGAAAAGGUUUCCCGGAGUUGCCAAGCGAGCAAUGCUGGUGGUGGAAUCAAGAAAACAUGAAAAAACAAGAUUUGCUUCCACCACCACCACAACCACCAACUGCCGCCACGGGCAUUGGAAGAAGGUGUCAGCAUUGCUUAGCUGAGAAAACCCCACAAUGGCGGGCAGGUCCGAUGGGUCCCAAGACUUUGUGCAAUGCAUGUGGGGUCCGGUAUAAGUCCGGGCGGUUGGUGCCCGAGUACCGCCCGGCGAGCAGCCCGACUUUUUCAAGUGUGAAGCAUUCGAAUUCACACAGGAAGAUUAUGGAGAUGAGAAAGCAUAGUAAUGAUGGAGGGAAGAAAGGUUUUGGAUAUGGUGUUGGAUAGGUGUUUGGGG